Sorghum bicolor (sorghum) is the source of this 1869-nucleotide messenger RNA. RefSeq names its product putrescine hydroxycinnamoyltransferase 1. NCBI's taxonomy places the organism in Eukaryota, Viridiplantae, Streptophyta, Magnoliopsida, Poales, Poaceae. The transcript has 2 exons. The record is from RefSeq and is a predicted model, not a curated record. Gene Ontology annotation, molecular function: acyltransferase activity, transferring groups other than amino-acyl groups. The coding region runs from base 201 to 1556 and encodes 451 amino acids.
CUUUGCCCGUGAAACCAACUUUUUUGCAUUUCGAUCGGGUUCACCCUCACCGGCUCCGGUCCCUCAGCACGAACCCCUGUCGAACGAUCGAUCCUUUAAUACCAAUGCAAUAUACCAUCCGACCAAAUUAAAAGUUGCAGCGGCAGUGUUGAGGCCACCGAUCCACCUCUCUCCUAGCACUAGCAGCAGCAGCAGCAGCAAUGGCGGUGGAGAUCCUCGAGUCCUGCAUGGUGAAACCCAGCGACGACGCGGGGACGACGACGACACCCAUGCACGUGGUCUGGCUCUCCAACCUCGACCUGCUCGUGGCCAGGAGCCACACGCCCACCAUCUACGUGUACCGGCGGCCCGCCAGCCCUGACGUCCCGGGCUUCUUCUCGCCGGACGUCCUCAAGGCCGCCCUGUCCAAGGCGCUCGUCCCCUUCUACCCCCUCGCCGGCCGGCUCGCGCAGGACGGCGCUGGUCGCCCGGAGAUCCACUGUACCGGCGACGGCGCGCUCUUCGUCACCGCGCGCGCCGACGUUACCCUCCAGGACCUCGCCACCGCCGGCGGGCUCGCCCCGUCGGAUGAGCUGCGGCAGAUGCUUGUCCCCUCCGCAGCCGACGACGGCGAAGACCGCGCCGGCAUCUUGGCCAUGUUCCAGGUGACGUCCUUCAAGUGCGGCGGGGUGUGCGUGGGCGCGGCGAUCCACCACACGGCGGCGGACGGCCUCGCGGCGCUCGACUUCGUCAACACGUGGGCCGCCAUCGCCAGCAAGGGCGUCGACGAGGCCGCGCCGCGCCCGUGGCUGGACCGCACGCUCCUCCGCGCGCGCUCCCCUCCCGACGUGCGCUUCGACCACAGCGAGUACUCCCGGCGCGGCGGCGGCGAUCCAAAGGCGGCGAGGGUCCCGUUCGACUCCGCCAUCCUGCCCAUGUCUAAGGCCCAGCUGGACGCGCUCAAGGGCGGCGGCGGCGAAGGCAGCAAGAAGGUGUCCACGUUCAAGGCCGUGGUCGCCCACGUGUGGCGGUGCGCGUGCACGGCGCGCGGGCUGGCGCAAGACGAGGACACGCGUCUGUACAUGACCGCCGACGCGCGGUCCCGCGUCCGGCCGCCGCUCCCGGAAGGCUACCUCGGCAACGCCAUCUUCCGCGCGUCGACGGUGGCCAAGGCGGGGGACGUCGUCUCGGAGCCGCUCGACGCCGUCGCGGGCAGGGUGUCCGGCGCCACCGCGCGGCUGGACGACGAGUACGUGCGGUCGCUGGUGGACUGCCUGGAGCAGGUGGUGAGCGACGCGGCGGGGCUGCGCAAGGGGGAGUGGGUCAUGCCGGAGACCGACCUGUGGGUGAUAAGCUGGCAGGGGCUGCCCAUCUACGACGCCGACUUCGGCUGGGGCCGCCCGGCGUUCAUGGGCCGGGCGUGCCUCCAGUUCAGCGGCCUCGUGUACCUCGUCCCCGGCCCCGACGGCGACGGCCGCCUCGACGUCGUCGUGGCCAUGGAGCCCAAGAGCCUGGCCAGGUUCAAGGAGCUGUUCUAUGAGCUCGAGGGUGCAGCUGUUCCGUGCAUGGCCAACUGAGCUGCUGUAUUCCGUGCUGGCCAGGUUCAAGGAGCUGUUCUACCGGCCGGCAAAACGAUUUUUUUUUAUCCUUACAUUGCGUAUCUACUUCGACAUCUACGGUAGUACUCAGACGACAUCCUUCCUUCGUUUUCUGUGCUAGUACUGCAGCAUUUGGCAAAAGUAGGAGACUGUUCCUGGUCAUGAAAAAGUGGGUGUGGGUGGGGGAUGGUUGCAACUUUAUUCGUUUUUUCAUUAUACUUCUCUGGCCCUGUUCGGAAGAUGUAAUUCUUGUUUUUUUUCUAAAAUCAAUUGAUUUAAAGUUUGAUUGAAA